CUCUUCUUGCCCUAGUCUUCACCCCGACAGUACGUAUUCCGCGGCCACAACCCCCGCUUUUGUUCGUAUCCAGCGGCUCCACAGACUGCCCGCUUUUUCUGCCCCACUCGAAUAUGGGCAAGCUUCUCUCCGGCUCGCUAGGCCUUGGUGCCGUGGGCAUCGCCUCGUAUUUCUGGGGCAAGCCGUCCACGCCAGAACCCGUAGAAAUCGUUGCGGCCAGUAGUCACGCCACCGGCGGCGCAGUUGCAAGCCCCGGCGGCCCGGGCAUUUCCGGGCCGUCGCCCGUGCAGCCCGACGCCUUCUACAAGUACGGGUUUCCGGGCCCCGUGCAUGACCUCAACAAGCACGCCGAGUUUGUCACGUGCUACGACCGGGCCAAGCGGAACCCCUACUGGGUGCUCGAGCACAUAACCAGGGACUCCAUCAAGCGGACCGACGGCGUGGACCGCAAAAAGUCCGUUUUUCGCGAGGACGAGGCGGUGCCGUUGAAGUUCCGGGCCCGGCUCCGGGACUUCUUCCGUUCCGGCUACGACCGGGGCCACCAGGCGCCGGCGGCCAACGCCAAGUUUGACCAGCAUGCCAUGGACGAGACGUUUCUCUUGUCCAACAUGUCGCCGCAGGUGGGCGACGGCUUCAACCGCGACUACUGGGCGCAUUUCGAGGACUUUGCCCGCCGGCUCACGCAGAAAUACGACGACGUGCGCAUCAUGACGGGCCCGCUCUACUUGCCCAAGUUGGGCGACGACGGCAAGUACCGCGUCACGUACGAGGUCAUUGGCCUGCCGCCAAACGUGGCGGUGCCCACGCAUUUCUUCAAGCUCUUGGUGGGCGAAAACGCCGGCUCUGCGGCCGUGGCCGUGGGAGCGUUUGUGUUGCCCAACGAGCCGAUCGACAAUGCCCAGCCGUUGACGCUGUUCCAGGUGCCGGUGGAGGCGUUGGAGCGCAGCACGGGGCUCGAGUUGUUGCACAAGGUGCCGUACUACAACAAGAAGGACUUGUGCCAGGAGACGCGGUGUGAGAUCAUAGUGCGUGAGUUUCCGAAACAGGUGAGCGGGCUCUUGCCCAGCGGGAAGUAGAGCGGGGCCUAGAGGGACGGCGAUCCACGUGGCCGGAUAGUGAUGGAUGCGAGUCAAGAGAUGAUGGAGUGAUGGAGUGAGAGUCAAGAGAUGAUGGAGUGAUGGAGUGAGAGUAAAGAGAUGUUGGAGUGAUGGAUGAGAGUCAAGAGAUGUCGGAGUGAUGGUCGAGAUGUUUGAAGCGAUGUUGAAGAUGUCUCGAGCGAUGCUAGGCAGAUUUCUGAAAUGAUGCCCUUACAGUACUCGGAGAUGUUUCAAGACAUCCUUGGCGAAAAUGAGCAGAUCUCAGAUGAAAUUGUACAUCGAAAGGGGUCCAAAUGUCUGCCAUGCUCUUUGAUGUCACAUACUAAGCUCGUCUCAGCAUCACGCAUUCUCCAAUAACCAGCUGUUCAUAUACCUUGCGGCCGCCAAAAAUUCCAGUAUAUUCAUAAAAAAGAAAAUAUCUCAUAUGAUUAC
Metschnikowia bicuspidata var. bicuspidata NRRL YB-4993 is the source of this 1529-nucleotide messenger RNA. Its product is annotated as ribonuclease. Gene Ontology annotation, biological process: apoptotic DNA fragmentation. Gene Ontology annotation, molecular function: metal ion binding; RNA endonuclease activity; single-stranded DNA endonuclease activity. Gene Ontology annotation, cellular component: nucleus; mitochondrial inner membrane. NCBI's taxonomy places the organism in Eukaryota, Fungi, Ascomycota, Pichiomycetes, Serinales, Metschnikowiaceae. The transcript has a single exon. The record is from RefSeq and is a predicted model, not a curated record. The coding region runs from base 114 to 1076 and encodes 320 amino acids.